Molecule: messenger RNA, 1632 nt
Organism: Rhizoctonia solani
Lineage: Eukaryota; Fungi; Basidiomycota; Agaricomycetes; Cantharellales; Ceratobasidiaceae
Product: AMP deaminase
Exons: 15
Coding region: 1-1632 (543 amino acids)
Biological process (GO): adenosine catabolic process; inosine biosynthetic process; purine ribonucleoside monophosphate biosynthetic process
Molecular function (GO): adenosine deaminase activity
Source: RefSeq, a predicted model, not a curated record
AUGAGACUACUUGACACUCUCAACCCUAAAGCCGCACUCAGGAGAAUAUGGAUCGCCAUUCCAAUUCUUUUACUCUGCGCUCAAUCCGUGGGGGCCGCAGCUAUAAUAAAACCCCGAGCCAGCCAAAACAGUACAUAUUCAACCAUUGAAGAGUACCACCGACAAAGAGCGGACUUGGUCGCUGCAGAGCGCGCGCUUCGCUUCGAUGCUGAACGCAUACGCAAUGCGACGUCACGCGAAACCAAAGCGACCGAGAUCGUUGACGUACUCCGAGAGCAGGAAGCGGUGAGUAUUUGGCGUGCCGAUCCGAACAAGGAAUUAGGGAUGCCAUUCCUUUGGGCCAAGGAAACAAUCGCCCAGACAAGUUUGUUCAAACUUCUCAAAAAGAUGCCGAAAGGCGGAUUAUUACACGUUCACAUGGAUGCCAUGUGCGAUGCAUCCUAUCUCCUCAAACUCGCACUCGAAUAUUCUAUCAUGCACCCACUCACGCCACAGGAAAUAAGUCAAGCCGCGAACAAUGCGCUGCCGACAUCUCAAGAUUAUGUACCAGGCUCGUGGGUUGCAGUCCAAAGGGCGCGAGAUGGAUUCCCGAACGAGCUUGGUGGCCAGGAAGGUUUUGACAAGUGGAUCAUUGGUGCCCUGACUAUCAACGCUGAAGAGGCUUACGAGAAGUAUAACACCUCUGCAAAGAUUUGGGAAAAAUUUGAGUCGACCUUUACGGCUGAAGAUGGCAUUCUUCGUUACGAACCUAUAUGGCGCAAAUACGUCGACCAGCUGCUAGUCUCACAGAUCGAGGAUGGAAUUUCAUACGUCGAGCUUCGUCUCUCCCUUGACUCAACAAUUCCGGUGAUUAGCGAAGAUACGACUCGGAAUCUUACCAAUAGCGAAGUAAUGAACAUCACUAUCAGUACAAUUGAAGAAGUGAGCAAACGAAUGCGAGCGCAAGGUAGGGAGAAAGAGUUUGUGGGCGCUCGGGCGAUUUAUACCACUGGGAGAGGAAUCUCUUACGAUGAAAUGGUGCAAGCGUUGGAUGAGUGUCUUGCCCUCAAAGAGGAGUAUCCCGACUUUCUAGUUGGUUUUGAUAUGGUCGGUCAAGAAGAUGCUGGGUAUCCACUUGUCUACUUUUUAGAAGCGCUGCUUAACUUCCGUGCCGAAGCAGACAGGCGUGGAUUGGACAUUCCAUUCAUGUUCCACGCAGGCGAGACCUUGGAUGACGGUGGUGAAGUAGACGGUAAUUUAUACGAUGCAUUACUACUCGGAUCAAAGCGUGUCGGACAUGGCUUCUCCCUCGUCAAGCACCCUCUUUUGAUGCAGAAAUACCGAGAGAACGGGAUCGCAGUGGAGCGAUUUACACGCUCGGCAAGUACGCAUCCUCUUCCGAUUUUACUCAAUCACGGCGUGCCGGUGGCGCUAUCGUCCGAUGACCCAUCGGUAUUCCAGAACCCAGGUCUAUCGUUCGACUUUUAUCAAGCUAUGGUGGCGAGUAAUAUUACCAAUUUAAUCAGCUUGGGGCAAUUGGCACGACAGAGCCUCGAGUACUCGUCCCUGAACUCUUCCAUGAAGACCUAUGCACUAAAAAAUUGGGAAGAACGGUGGUUCGCAUUUCUUGAUGAUGUCAUCGCCUCCGAAUAA